AUGAUUCAAAUGAGGCGCCCGGAAUUUACCUUUCCGACUGAUAUCGGAUAUGAACGAUACUUACACGUUGUUACUGAUAAUCUUGUUGCGUAUGUAUUAGAGAAGAGUUUUUUUAAUGCUGUUGUUGAGGACAUUAAAAGUGGCAGAAAGAGUAAUAAAAAUGAUAAAAUGUCGUUCGCUUUUAUGUUGAGGGUUGCACAUUAA
Molecule: messenger RNA, 204 nt
Organism: Clunio marinus
Lineage: Eukaryota; Metazoa; Arthropoda; Insecta; Diptera; Chironomidae
Source: the annotation of a GenBank genome assembly